AUGCUUUUGGCAGAGCACCUUCACAAGGCCAGGCUGCCCACAACAGGCUGGAUCCCGGCCCUGGCACUGCUCCUCCUUUUACAGAGUGCUAGUUAUGCUGCUCCAUCACAAGACAGUCCACUGGUCCGUACCACCAGAGUAAGAAGACAGAGCCCAGGAGCAGACGAGCCCCCCUCCUCCUCCACAGUCAACCAGACGAUGAAAGACCAGCCUGUGGUCUUCAACCAUGUCUACAACAUAAACGUCCCAAUGGAGUCUCUGUGCUCUGUGGACCUGGACGCCUCUGCAUCCGCCCCCGGCGAUGGGGCUCGGGCAGAGUUGGGAUCCAGGCCUGCUGUGGAAGGUCCACUUGACUCAAUGGAACCCACAGAAUACACAGAGCAAACACUGGACAGUGAGAGUCAGGUUACAUUUACUCAUCGCAUCAACAUCCCAAAGGCAGCAUGUGGCUGUCCCUCGUCGGUCACUCUUCAGCAGCUGGUCACUCGAGUGGAGAUGUUGGAGAGAGAGGUGUCCAUGCUCAGAGCACAGUGUGGCUCUGGGUGUUGUGUGGACAGCACAGCCAUGGGUCGUUUGGAUGUAAGCUCUAGCUGCAGCGGCCAUGGCACCUUCAGCUUUGAGAUCUGUGGCUGCAUCUGUGAAGAAGGCUGGACGGGCAAGAACUGCUCAGAGCCGCGUUGCCCGGACGACUGCUCGGGGCAGGGCAUCUGUGUGGAGGGCGAGUGUGUGUGUGACCGUGACUUCGGAGGGGACAACUGUUCGGAACCGCGGUGCCCGUCGGACUGCUCAGGGCGUGGCCUGUGUAUUGACGGAGAGUGUGUGUGUGAGGAGUCCUACACAGGGGAGGACUGCAUGGUGGGACGCUGCCUCAACGACUGCUCUGACCAGGGCCAGUGCAUCAAUGGCACCUGCCACUGUCGCCCUGGAUACGUGGGAGAAGACUGCUCUCUUGUUUACUGUGCCAACAACUGCAGCAAGAAGGGGCUUUGCAAAGAGGGCUUCUGUGUGUGCCAAGACGGCUACGCUGGAGAUGACUGUAACUCAGUGGCACCAGCAAUGAACCUGAGGGUACGAGUGGUGACCGAUCGAUCCAUUGACCUGGAGUGGGAGGGCUCAGUCGUACUGACCGACUUCUUGGUCACUUACACACCCAAUACCCCUGGAGGGGUACAGUUGGAGUUGCGGCUGCCUGGUAACACCACCACAUGCUCCAUCUCAGGGCUGGACGCUGGAAUGGAAUACAACAUAAACGUGUUCUCUGUCAUCAACAACAGCAUCAGUGUUCCUGCCAGCAUCACUGUCUCCACCUAUGUCUCCAGUCCAGAUAGUUUAGUCUUCAAAUCCAUCACCGAGACGUCAGUGGAGGUCCAGUGGCAGCCAUUCUACUUUUCCUUCGAUGGAUGGGAGAUCAGCUUUAUCCCUAAGGACAAUGAUGGAGGGAUGACAGCACAGCUCCCCAGCACCAUCACCUUUUUUGUGCAGACUGGUUUGAGACCAGGAGAGGAGUACACAGUAAACCUGGUGGCCCUGAGGGAGCAGGGCAGGAGCCAGCCCAUCACUGGCAUCGUCACAACAUUGAUAGAUGGACCCACUCAGCUGAUCGUUCGAGAUGUGUCAGACACAGUGGCGUUUGUGGAGUGGACCCCACCGAAAGCUAAAAUUGAUCAGAUCGUUCUGCGCUACGGCCUGGUGGGAGGAGAAGGGCCACGUACCACCUUCCGCCUGCAGCCCUCACUCAGCCAGUAUUCCCUUCAGGUUCUGCGUCCCGGAUCGCGUUAUAAUGUAUCUGUGAGCGGAGUGAGGAAAGGAAACGAGAGCUUAGCCAUUUCCACAGAGUUUUCCACUGCUUUAUCGUUUUUCUCAGAGAUCGAUGCUCCUAAGAACUUGCGCCUUGUGUCCAAGAGCUCUACCAGCCUGGAGCUGGAGUGGGACAACAGUGAGGCUGAGGUGGAUGGUUACCAAGUGGUGUACAGCACUUUGGCUGGAGAUUUGUAUGAUAAAGUCACUGUCCCACGCAAUGAGGGAGUCACCUCCAAGACCACACUGACAGAGCUUCUCCCAGGUACAGAGUAUGGCAUUGGUAUCUCGGCAAUGAGAGGAAGUAACCAGAGCGCGCCCUCAACAAUGAACGCCAGGACAGGUCUGGAUGUUCCAUUGGACCUUACUGUCACAGCCUCCACAGAUAACACCAUAACUCUUGUGUGGGGGGUUGUCCAGGGCCCCAUUGACCAUUACAAGGUUACCUACAUAUCGUCUUCUGGCAUCACAACCGAGCUCACUGUUCCCAAAGAUGUGACCACGGUGACACUGGUGGACCUUGAGCCUGGAACCGAAUACACAAUCACUGUGGCUGCACGGAGAGGCAGACAACAGAGCACGGCUGCUACAAUAGACGCUUUUACGGGAAUCAGGCCCGUAACUCACCUCUUCCUGUCAGAGGUGACUGCAGACGCCGUGCUGGUGGCCUGGAGCUCUCCGGCGCCCCCUGCAGACCUCUUCAUUCUUAGCUACAGCUCGGCCGAUGGGACGGACACCUCCAAGGUCACUCUGGAGGGAUCCAGGACCAGGUCUCUGGUUCAGGGCCUGCUACCUGCGACACAGUACACCAUCAGUUUAAUCACUAUACAAAGGGACUCUACCUCUGAGCCUAUUACAGCCUCUCUCACCACAGGUACAGACCCACCCAAAGAGCUGCUGGUGUCUGAUGUGACAGAAGACUCUGUGACCCUUUCCUGGAUCACACCAUUGGCUCCUUUCAAGUACUACAAACUGUCUUAUCUCUCAGCCCAAGGGCGAGAGGACAGCAUGAUGAUUGACAGUGAUGUGAACAACUACACCUUGUCCAGUCUGUUCCCGGCCACAGAGUACGAGAUCAGCCUGACUGCUGUUCGUGAAAACCAGGAGAGCAAGGCGGUUAGCACCUCUGUGUUUACAGCUAUGGAUAUGCCUUCUGAAUUGGCAGCGAUAAACAUUACACCUCAAGGUGCUGUGUUGAGGUGGAAUCCCCCAGUCUCCAGUGUGGAUAACUAUGUCCUAACGCUCACACACAACCAGGUAACUGCCGAUACAUUCUUGGUAGAAGGCAACAGGCAGGAGCACCAGCUGUCCAACCUGAAGCCUAGCACCACCUACUCUGCCGCCCUGUACGCCACUAAGGGACCCCUGACCAGUGGAACAGUCAUCACUAACCUCCAAACACCUAUGGAUGCUCCACUGAACCUGACGGCCAGUGAAGUGAACCAUCGCAGCGCCUUGAUCUCCUGGCAACCUCCUAUGGCUGAAAUAGACAACUACAUGCUCACGUACAAGGCCGCUGAUGGCAGCCGCAAAGAGCUUAUCCUGGACUCAGAGGACACGUGGAUCCGCCUGGAGGGACUGGCUGAGACCACAGAGUACACUGUGAAACUGCAGGCUGCCCAGGGACUGGACACGAGCGCUGUUGUGUCUACUACAUUCACUACUGGGAGCCGCUUGUUUGCUACACCUCAGAACUGCGCCCAGCACCUGCUCAACGGAGAGGCCCUGAGCGGAGUGUACACCAUCUACAUCAACAGAGACCCCGGCCAAGGAGUGCAGGUGUACUGUGACAUGACCACGGACGACGGAGGCUGGAUUGUGUUUCAGCGCCGGCAGAACGGGCUGACCGACUUUUCCAGAAAGUGGAACGAUUACCGUGCUGGGUUUGGGAAUCUGGAGGAUGAGUUUUGGCUUGGUUUGGACAACAUCCAGAGGAUUGCCGCUCAAGGCCGUUAUGAGCUGAGAAUCGACAUGAAGGAUGGGCAGGAGUCAGUCUACGCAAACUAUGACAAAUUCUCAAUCGGAGACGCCAGAAACCUCUACAAGCUCAGGAUAGGAGAGUACAACGGCACUGCAGGGGACUCUCUGAGCUACCACCAGGGCCGGCCCUUCUCCACUAAAGACAGAGACAACGAUAUUGCUGUCACGAACUGUGCCUUGUCCUACAAAGGGGCCUGGUGGUACAAGAACUGCCACCGUGCCAACCUCAACGGCAAAUAUGGGGAGUCCAGACACAGCCAGGGGAUUAACUGGUACCACUGGAAAGGCCAUGAGUUCUCCAUUCCCUUUGUGGAGAUGAAGAUGAGACCGUUCAACUUCCGCAGCAUCAGCAGCAAGCGGAGGCGGUCAGCUGAGUAA
Molecule: messenger RNA, 4155 nt
Organism: Boleophthalmus pectinirostris (great blue-spotted mudskipper)
Lineage: Eukaryota; Metazoa; Chordata; Actinopteri; Gobiiformes; Gobiidae
Gene: tnr
Product: tenascin R (restrictin, janusin)
Exons: 28
Coding region: 1-4155 (1384 amino acids)
Molecular function (GO): protein binding
Source: RefSeq, a predicted model, not a curated record